Molecule: messenger RNA, 4247 nt
Organism: Electrophorus electricus (electric eel)
Lineage: Eukaryota; Metazoa; Chordata; Actinopteri; Gymnotiformes; Gymnotidae
Source: RefSeq, a predicted model, not a curated record
AUGGCGUAAGCAGCAGUACGGCUUUGCUGUAUGCGGGGAAUAUAAAACUGAGUUUUUGUAUUCUAGUUCUGAAAAACUGAUGCCGAAGCUUGGAUGUGGUUCUCGCUAAGACUGUUUACUCCGCAAUGAUGUGUGCUGGAAAAGGAGAGGAGAUGUGGCUCCGCUGCGUCGUGCUGCUUUGUUUAUUGGAAUGGUGUACAGCGCAGAUAUCAUACUCCGUUUCCGAAGAGACCAACAAAGGGACCUUUGUGGGAAAUAUCGCAAAGGAUUUAAACGUUAACAUACAAGACCUUGAGUCGAGGGGACUAAGGAUUGUGUCGGGACACCUUACGAGGUAUUUAGAUGUUAAUUCCAAAACAGGAGUGCUCUUUGUAAAUGAGAGAAUAGACAGGGAGGAACUGUGUGGUAGUGCGUACAAGUGCUCUGUAAAUAUAGAGGCUAUACUGAGCGACCCUACUCAGCUCCAAAGAAUAGAAGUAAAUAUUUUAGACGUAAAUGAUAAUGCUCCGUCUUUCCAAGAUAUGUCUUAUAAAAUUAAUAUUACUGAGUUAGCAUACACCGGAGAAAGAUUUCCGUUACCGGUAGCGAUCGAUGCAGAUUCGAGCAGUAAUUCGGUAAAGAGCUACAAGCUAAGUCUAAAUGAACAUUUCUCUCUGGAUGUACAAACUGGAGGAGAGCAAAUUGUGUCCUCAGAGUUAGUGCUGCAGAAAGCUUUAGACCGAGAGAAACAGUCCGUGAUCCACCUCACACUGACUGCUGUAGAUGGGGGAAAACCUCCCAGAUCAGGUACGUCGAGUAUAGUGAUUAAUGUUGAAGAUGUAAAUGAUAACACUCCAGCAUUCAGCAAACCGCUUCAUAAAGUCCGCGUGGCUGAAAACUGUUCUGUGGGAACCACUAUAAUAAAACUGCUGGCUACAGACUCAGAUGAGGGAUUUAACGGCGAGAUAGUAUACUCCUUGACUGCGGGAAGUAGUUCAAAAGUUUUUGAUCUUUUCACCAUAGACCCAAUUAUUGGAGAAAUCACUAUUAAAGGUAAUUUGGAUCAUGAGGAAAAUGCCGCAUACGAAAUCCGCGCGCAGGCUAGAGACAAAGGCACACCCUCCCGUAGAGCACACUGUAAAGUGCUUGUUGAGGUUAUCGAUGUUAAUGAUAACGCACCCGAAAUCUCGGUGUCGUCUGUGACGAGUCCGCUAAAAGAGGACUCGGCUGUGGGAACAGUAGUGGCGUUGGUUACAGUGACGGAUAAAGACAGCGGGGAAAAUGGAAACGCUAAGGCGUAUCUUUCAGAUUCUGUGCCCUUUAAACUGAAACCGUCAUAUAAAAAUUACUAUUCCCUAGUUGUGGAUGGUCCCUUAGACAGAGAGAGCAGAUCGCACUAUAAUAUUACUGUCACAGCUACUGAUGAAGGGAGCCCGUCUCUCUCCAAUACCACUCUAAUUGCUGUGGACGUUUCAGAUGUGAAUGAUAACGCGCCGCACUUUCCAGAGUGCGCCGUUAAUGUAUAUGUGAACGAAAACAGUGAGAUCGGAGCUGUUAUUUAUACAGUAUCUGCAUUUGAUCCUGAUGUAGGUGAUAAUGCCAUGAUAUCAUAUUCUCUCCAAGAAAGUGCAAAAACCGGCCUGGUAACAACAUCCUUCGUAAGCAUAAACUCUGACAAUGGAGAUAUCCAUAGUUUACAAUCAUUCAACUAUGAGGAAAUGAAAUCAUUUCAGUUUAAAAUUCUGGCCACGGACUCUGGUGUUCCUCCACUGAGCAGUAACAUGACUGUAAACGUUUUUAUAGUGGAUAAGAAUGACAACAUUCCAAUGAUUCUCGCGCCCUAUUCGGAACACGGCUCCGUUAACACCGAGAACAUUCCUUUCUCUGCUGACGCAGGAUACUUCGUGGCCAAGAUCAGAGCUGUAGACGCCGAUUCUGGAUAUAAUGCGCUUCUUUCUUAUCACAUGUCUGAACCUAAAGGAAACAACCUCUUCCGAAUCGGAACCAGCAGUGGGGAGAUCAGGACUAAGAGGAGAAUGAGUGACAAUGACCUGAAAACACACCCCCUGGUCAUUAUGGUUUCUGAUAACGGAGAGCCCUCACUGUCCGCGACUGUGUCUAUUGAUGUCGCGGUUGCUGAAAGCGGGAGUGACAUCGAAACAAAAUUAAGACACGUGCCAUUGAAGGAGGAGAGUUUCUCGGAUUUAAAUCUGUAUUUGCUGAUCGCCAUUGUGUCGGUGUCAGUGAUCUUUUUACUGAGCCUCAUCAGUUUGAUAGCUGUGAAAUGCUACAGGACAGACGGCAGUUUCAGCAGGUACAGCGCCCCAGUGAUCACCACCCACCCUGACGGGAGCUGGUCUUACUCCAAAUCUACUCAGCAGUAUGACGUGUGUUUUAGCUCCGACACACUGAAGAGUGACGUAGUAGUUUUCCCUGCUCCGUUUCCGCCUGCAGAUGCGGAACUGAUCAGUAUUAAUGGAGGGGACACUUUUAAUAGAACACAAACACUCCCUAAUAAAGAGAAGGUAAGAAAUAUAUUUUGGUUUACAGCGGUUGCUUUUAGGGCCGCGACUGUUUACUCCGCAAUGAUGUGUGCUGGAAAAGGAGAGGAGAUGUGGCUCCGCUGCGUCGUGCUGCUUUGUUUAUUGGAAUGGUGUGCAGCGCAGAUAUCAUACUCCGUUUCCGAAGAGACCAACAAAGGGACCUUUGUGGGAAAUAUCGCAAAGGAUUUAAACGUUAACAUACAAGACCUUGAGUCGAGGGGACUAAGGAUUGUGUCGGGACACCAUACGAGGUAUUUAGAUGUUAAUUCCAAAACGGGAGUGCUCUUUGUAAAUGAGAGAAUAGACAGGGAGGAACUGUGUGGUAGUGCAGACAAGUGCUCUGUAAAUAUAGAGGCUAUACUGAGCGACCCUACUCAGCUCCAAAGAAUAGAAGUAAAUAUUUUAGACGUAAAUGAUAAUGCUCCGUCUUUCCAAGAAAUAUCGUAUACAAUUAACAUUACUGAGUCAGCAUACACCGGAGAAAGAUUUCCGUUACCGGUAGCAAUCGAUGCCGAUUCAAGCAGUAAUUCGGUAAAGAGCUACAAGCUAAGUCUAAAUGAACAUUUCUCUCUGGAUGUACAAACUGGAGGAGAGCAAAUUGUGUCCUCAGAGUUAGUGCUGCAGAAAGCUUUAGACCGAGAGAAACAGUCCGUGAUCCACCUCACACUGACUGUUGUAGAUGGGGGAAAACCUCCCAGAUCAGGUACGUCGAGUAUAGUGAUUAAUGUUGAAGAUGUAAAUGAUAACACUCCAGCAUUCAGCAAACCGCUUCAUAAAGUCCGCGUGGCUGAAAACUGUUCUGUGGGAACCACUAUAAUAAAACUGCUGGCUACAGACUCAGAUGAGGGAUUUAACGGCGAGAUAGUAUACUCCUUGACUGCGGGAAGUAGUUCAAAAGUUUUUGAUCUUUUCACCAUAGACCCAAUUAUUGGAGAAAUCACUAUUAAAGGUAAUUUGGAUCAUGAGGAAAAUGCCGCAUACGAAAUCCGCGCGCAGGCUAGAGACAAAGGCACACCCUCCCGUAGAGCACACUGUAAAGUGCUUGUUGAGGUUAUCGAUGUUAAUGAUAACGCACCCGAAAUCUCGGUGUCGUCUGUGACGAGUCCGCUAAAAGAGGACUCGGCUGUGGGAACAGUAGUGGCGUUGGUUACAGUGACGGAUAAAGACAGCGGGGAAAAUGGAAACGCUAAGGCGUAUCUUUCAGAUUCUGUGCCCUUUAAACUGAAACCGUCAUAUAAAAAUUACUAUUCCCUAGUUGUGGAUGGUCCCUUAGACAGAGAGAGCAGAUCGCACUAUAAUAUUACUGUCACAGCUACUGAUGAAGGGAGCCCGUCUCUCUCCAAUACCACUCUAAUUGCUGUGGACGUUUCAGAUGUGAAUGAUAACGCGCCGCACUUUCCAGAGUGCGCCGUUAAUGUAUAUGUGAACGAAAACAGUGAGAUCGGAGCUGUUAUUUAUACAGUAUCUGCAUUUGAUCCUGAUGUAGGUGAUAAUGCCAUGAUAUCAUAUUCUCUCCAAGAAAGUGCAAAAACCGGCCUGGUAACAACAUCCUUCGUAAGCAUAAACUCUGACAAUGGAGAUAUCCAUAGUUUACAAUCAUUCAACUAUGAGGAAAUGAAAUCAUUUCAGUUUAAAAUUCUGGCCACGGACUCUGGUGUUCCUCCACUGAGCAGUAACAUGACUGUAAACGUUUUUAUAGUGGAUAAGAAUGACACAUUCCAAUGA